AUGGUAAAUGAUUUUACUAGCAUUGAUUCGAUCAUAGAUGGGUUUGAUGACUAUGGACUGGUGAUGAAAGAGGAUGUCUUUAUAAAAAAAAAGAUGGACUGGUUGAGGUUUAAGAACAUAAUCUGUUCUUGUAGUUCUGUAUGGAUUAUAAUGAGGCAUUGGAGUAAUGGACUGACAAGUAUAGGAGCUAAUAUUGUAGAUCCAGAACUGACUGAAGAGUUACUUCGGAACAGUGUUGUGAAAAGCACGCCUAGGCGCAAGGUGCAGCGUGGCGCACCCAUUGCGCUUGAAGGGGACUCAGGUACAAUUGUUAAGUUAAUCAUGGCGAACAAAAAAAAUGAUUUCUUUUUUAAGAAAAGAGGUUCUGAAAAUAUCGUUCAAAGUUCCACCAAUAAUGUUGAAACUUCAACUCCUCUGGAACAACGUCCUUCUAAACUUCCAAGAGUCGAAUCUAAAGAUGUUGAUACAUCUUCUUUGGUGAGGGAUCCGGGGUUGCGUCAACAAAUAUGGGAUUACCCGGUAUCUAAACGUGAUGAGAUCAUACGUGCUUAUAUCAAAUCCGGGCCAUAUCAACCCAAGGCUCCGAACAAUCAACCUUUUGAAACUGAUAAGAAUGGGCGUCGUUUUUUAGAUUCUUGGUACAAGUUAUUUCUGGAUUGGUUGGAAUACUCUCCAACAAAAAAUCGUGCGUUUAGCCUUCCAUGUUUUCUUUUUACUAAGCCAACUGGAUGCCCUGGAUCUAGUGCUUUUACAGUCGAGGGAUUUUCUUCUUGGAAGAAAGUCAAUGAAGGGAAGAAUUGUCCUUUGUUAUCGCAUAUGGGCAAGGAUCCUAACUCAUUGCGUAGAGUUGCUAUCAAAUGUUGUUGUGAUUUAACAAAUCAAGGGCAACAUAUUGAGACAAUUAUUAAAAAACAAACUUCCAUACAAAUUGCUAGAAAUCGUUUGCGAUUGAAGACCUCGAUAGAUGUGAUUAAAUGGUUAACAUUCCAAGCCUGCGCUUUCAGAAGUCGUGAUGAACGCCACAAAUCUAACAACCGAGGGAAUGUUAUUGAGUUGAUAAAGCUCUUGGCUUCUUAUAAUGAGGAUGUGGCAGCAGUGGUUUUGGAAAACGCUCCUCAAGAUGCUUCCUAUCAUUCCCAUGGGAUUCAAAAGCAGAUUCUUAGUAUUUUCUCUGAUAAGAUACAAAGAUUCAUUCGUGAGGAGAUCAAUGAUGGGAAUUUUUGCAUUCUAGUUGAUGAAUCUGAAGAUGAAUCGAAAAGAGAGCAAAUGGCAAUUGUUUUGAGAUUUGUUGAUAAAUAUGGUUUUAUAAAAGAGCGUUUGUUUGACAUAGUUCAUGUGUUAGAUACCACGUCGACAACUUUGAAAGAAGAAAUUUGUAUUGUCCUUUCUCGUCAUAACCUUAGUGUGCAAAAUAUUCGUGGUCAAGGAUAUGAUGGUGCCAUAGGAGCGUCUAAACAGGUUAUAUCUAUCAAUCAAUUUUUCUCUUACUUGACUCGAGCAAUUACUAUAGUUGGCUCAUCUUGCAAAAGACAUGAUCAAUUAAGAGCUACUCAGGUUACAGAUAUUACUGAAAAGCUUGCCAUUGAUGAUGAAUUCGAGACUAGUAAAGGAAAAAAUCAGAUUGGAACAUUGAAACGGGCUGGAGAUACUCGAUGGGGUUCUCAUUUAGGUUCCAUUUGUAGUUUGAUAAACAUGUUCAGUGCUACUUGUGCAGUCCUAAGAAACAAAAUUAAUGAUGGAAGCAAAUCGAAUUAA
Camellia sinensis is the source of this 1755-nucleotide messenger RNA. Lineage: Eukaryota; Viridiplantae; Streptophyta; Magnoliopsida; Ericales; Theaceae. The record is from RefSeq and is a predicted model, not a curated record.